CACUAAGCACAUUUGCAGCGAGGAUCCUCCUUCUGGCAGCUGUUGCUAGGGAGACGUGUCAGUUGCCGGGGGGCUGUUGCCGUGGUAGCAAAGAUCACAACGACAUUCCUGGAUCCGGAAGGACACACCAUGACAGCCUCUCAUUGGACCUGGACUCCGGUGGCUCAGGAUGCCCAGUUCGCCCGCGCAUUCCACACCUGUACUCCCACCCGGGGAAAACUCUACCUAUACGGCGGGGUCAGAUCAGGGGACUCCAAAGGACCUCCACUUGGUGAUCUGGUAAUCUUUGACCCUGAGCAGAAAUCAUCAGUCAAUAGCAGCGUGCCGCCGGUUGUUUCCCGGAGGAGCCACCAUGACGCUGUCCCGUUGGGGGAGAGGUGGCUGUGCGUGGUGGGGGGCUGGGAUGGCUCGCAGCGCCUAUCCUCCAUCCUCGGUUAUGACACAGAGACCACAGAGUGGGCGACGUGGACAGGUGAAGCCUCCAGCAACCCUCCGGUGGGGCUGAGCAGCCACACGUGUACCAAGAUUUCGGACAAUGAGCUCUGCGUAGUCGGCAGGGAGGGAGGACUGCGGACACAGAGGCGGUACUCUAGCGUGUAUACUCUGCGGUUGAACGCCGGCUCCAAGACCUACAUGUACAAGGAGGAGGAUUGGCACACCGCGUCUCGGUCUGGGCAUUCCGCCGUUCUCUUGAGAAGCGACACAAAGAAAGCUGGAUAUUCCCUCUAUGUGUUUGGUGGGCGGGAGUCGUCUACGGUUGAUGUGGUUGGACACUGGAGCAGAGACAAAGUUCAGGAGAACACAGAGCCCUGUCCCCGACUUACGGAGCAGCUAGAGGGGGCAAAACGUGUCGAGCCCAAGGGUCUGAGGCACCAUUCGUGUUCCGUGGUUGGCCCCUUUGUGGUUGUAUUCGGCGGAGAGACUCCUUCCAGGGCCCGAGAUGCCAUUUGCAAUGACCUCUAUGUGGGAGACACACGUUCCUCCCCCAUGUCAUGGUUCCAAUUCCCAGGCUUCAAUCCCCAACACAAGAGAGUCGGCCAUCGGACCUGCCUACUAAAUGACCGCCUCUACUUGGUGGGCGGAUUCGGCGCAGACGACAAGACGCCAAGUCCUGAGAUUUGCAUGCUGGAUAUCAGUUUAUGACCAGGGUCUGGCCCAGGGGUAGGCAGAUAGGGGGCCCCCUCGGGCGCUUC
Rana temporaria (common frog) is the source of this 1193-nucleotide messenger RNA. RefSeq names its product kelch domain containing 9 (gene KLHDC9). Lineage: Eukaryota; Metazoa; Chordata; Amphibia; Anura; Ranidae. Gene Ontology annotation, molecular function: cyclin binding. The record is from RefSeq and is a predicted model, not a curated record.